Eurytemora carolleeae is the source of this 1617-nucleotide messenger RNA. RefSeq names its product farnesyl pyrophosphate synthase. Gene Ontology annotation, molecular function: dimethylallyltranstransferase activity; (2E,6E)-farnesyl diphosphate synthase activity. The record is from RefSeq and is a predicted model, not a curated record. Gene Ontology annotation, biological process: trans, trans-farnesyl diphosphate biosynthetic process. The transcript is spliced from 15 exons. Lineage: Eukaryota; Metazoa; Arthropoda; Copepoda; Calanoida; Temoridae. Gene Ontology annotation, cellular component: cytoplasm. Bases 264 to 1409 code for a protein of 381 amino acids.
GUUCAUGGGAAGGUGCAAGCCUUAAAAGAGAAAACUCUGUGAACAGUCUGUAAACAUGGUCAACUCUACCUUUGGAUAGCUUUCUUCUUUGUUAGCCUUAACUUUGGUCAGUUAUCCCUUGUGUUAGCUUUCCCUUUGGUUAGCUUUUCAUUGGUUAGUUUUCACUUUGCUUGGCUUUUUAUUGGUUAGCACAUUGGUUAGCUUUCCUCUAAAUUUGUUUUUUUCUAUCCUAGCUACCGAUAUUUCAGAAAGAAUGAUAUAAGAUGAAAGGUGGUGUAUAUAAGGGUGUUAGAAGCCUGGUUUCUCAGAUCCGGUCUCAACCCGAGAUCCUUACUCCAACCAUCCAUAGUGCGAGUCAGAAUGCGUGGUAUGGAGGUAAAGCUCCAUCUGAACAAUCCAUGUACAGUAAACAUGAGAAAAGAGAGUUUAUGGCAGUAUUUCCAGAUUUGAACAGGGAUCUUUCAUUCUCCGUAAUACCUGAGGAUUUGAGACCUCUGUUGUCGAAACAUUUAACUAAGUGUAUCCAGUACAAUGUACCAGAUGGGAAGAAGAACCGAGGUUACUCAGUCCCAGCAUCAUUCAGAUUACUCGCCAGCAAACAAGAUCUAACAAGUGAAAAUAUCAGGUUGGCGAAUAUCCUGGGAUGGACAGUAGAGUUUCUACAGGCAUUCUUCUUAGUUAGUGAUGAUAUAAUGGACCACAGUGAUACCAGGAGGGGCAAGAAAUGCUGGUAUAAGCUGGAUGGUAUUGGGAUGACUGCGUUCAAUGACUCUAUCCUCCUAGAAACCUGCGUAUACUCGAUACUCAAGAAAUAUUUCAGACACAAACCUUACUAUCCGGAAUUGUUGGAACUGAUGCAUGAAACUACCCACAAAACAGCCAUGGGUCAGGAUCAUGACCCAGAAAGAUUUAUAUUUGUUCUUCAGGCUAUUGUGACUUACAAGACGUCCUACUACUCCUUCUACCUACCAGUGGUGCUGUCGAUGCGUAUGGCGGGGGUUACUGAUGAAAGCCUCUACACAAUGGCUUCAAGAAUUUUGUUAGAGAUGGGUCAUUUCUUCCAGGUCCAAGAUGACUAUUUGGAUUGCUUUGGCGACCCUGAGGUGACCGGGAAGCUAGGAACAGAUAUACAGGAUGGUAAAUGCUCCUGGUUGAUCACUGUAGCAAUGCAAAGAGCUGGUUCAGAGAAUAAGAGGGAACUAGCACUCAAAUAUGGGAGUUCUCUUCCUGAAGAUGUUGCCUGGGUCAAGAACCUGUAUAACGAAUUAUGGAUUCCGAAGGUGUACAGUAAGUUUGAAGAGGAGUUCCAUGAAGAUAUUCUCGAUCAUAUUCAGAAGAUCCAUGGAGAAACUCUCCCACAAGCGGUGUUCCACAGAUUCCUGGACCGUAUUUACAAACGAACCAAGUAAACAAAUCUCGUGUGUAAAAUUGUAUUUAUUUUAUGUCUGAUGCUCAAAAUGUUGAACCGGGGGUAUUUAUUUUUUUUGAAAUAAUUUUCGAUGCGCGUGGGUGGAGGGAAUACAAAUUGUUUAAGCAUAUGAAUACUUAUUUUUAAAAAGCUAUUUUAUAUUUUCCCAAAAAUCAUUUUUUACAAAUCCCUUGAAUAAAGUAUUAAAU